Oncorhynchus nerka (sockeye salmon) is the source of this 8391-nucleotide messenger RNA. RefSeq names its product adenosine 3'-phospho 5'-phosphosulfate transporter 1. Bases 206 to 1528 code for a protein of 440 amino acids. NCBI's taxonomy places the organism in Eukaryota, Metazoa, Chordata, Actinopteri, Salmoniformes, Salmonidae. The record is from RefSeq and is a predicted model, not a curated record. Gene Ontology annotation, cellular component: endoplasmic reticulum membrane; Golgi membrane. The transcript has 4 exons. Gene Ontology annotation, molecular function: 3'-phosphoadenosine 5'-phosphosulfate transmembrane transporter activity. Gene Ontology annotation, biological process: transmembrane transport.
CUGAAGGGGGGGAUUCUUUCUUGAAGUGAACACAUAGGCAAUUGAUAAGUUGUAAAGGUACUGGGAAAGAAAACCGUUAGCUCAGGGGCGAAAUUGCUUUUAUAAUAACGAUUCCAACAGUUGAUUUGCGUCGCUACAUCCUUCAUUGCAACGAAAGCGGUUAAGUUCGGCGUGUUCUCUACGCCAGUUGUUUAGUGGGAGGAAAAUGCCAUCUUUUUCAUGGAGGCUUUGGCUUGGCCUGGUUCUGAUCCUCCCAUCUUCGCUGGCGGCGGACGAAGUGUCGUCGCUGCUGCAGGACUGGCAUGACGUGUGGCUGUUCCGCUUCUUCCUCAACGUGCUGGGCUAUACCACCAUCAUCAUCCCAGGCUACUUCCUCAUCACCUACUUGAAGAGGAUCAACUACCUCCAAACAGGUGUGGAUGAUCUACAAACUGGCCGAGGCAUUUUCUAUCCUGUCAUAAAGGCCUGUGUGUUUGGAAGUGAAACGAAGACAGGUCUCCUAGACGAUGUGUCGCUAGCUCCCAGAAAUGAUGCGGACUCGGGCUCGUCGGCCAGACAAGCCUUCAAGUUAGUCUUCUGCGCUGCAGGACUUCAGGUGUCCUACCUGACAUGGGGUGUCCUACAGGAGAGGGUGAUGACUCGCUCGUACGGGGCUUCCACCCCCGAGGAGGAGGGCGAACACUUCAAGGACUCCCAGUUCCUGGUGUUCAUGAACCGUAUCCUGGCGCUGACCGUGUCAGGCCUGUGGUGUGUCCUGUUUAAGCAGCCCCGCCACGGCGCACCCAUGUACAAGUACUCAUUUGCCUCGCUCUCCAACGUCCUCAGCAGCUGGUGCCAGUACGAGGCCCUCAAGUACAUCAGCUUCCCCACCCAGGUGCUGGCCAAGGCCUCUAAAGUGAUCCCAGUCAUGCUCAUGGGCAAGAUUGUGUCACACAAGAGCUACGAGUACUGGGAGUACCUGACGGCGGCACUCAUCUCUCUGGGUGUCAGCAUGUUCUUGUUGACGAGCACGGCAGAUAAGCACCCAUCUACGGUCACAACGUUCAGCGGCGUGGUCAUCUUGGGUGGCUACAUAGUCUUCGACAGCUUCACGUCCAACUGGCAGGACAACCUGUUCAAGCACAAGAUGUCAUCUGUGCAGAUGAUGUUCGGGGUCAACCUCUUCUCCUGCCUCUUCACCGUGGGCUCGCUGCUGGAGCAGGGCGCCUUCUUCGACUCGCUGGCCUUCAUGACGCGCCACUCGGAGUUUGCAUUCCAUGCUGUGCUGCUGUCGGUGUGCUCGGCGUGCGGCCAGCUCUUCAUCUUCUACACCAUCGCGCAGUUCGGCGCUGCCGUCUUCACCAUCAUCAUGACCCUGCGGCAGGCCAUCGCCAUCCUGCUCUCCUGCUUCCUGUACGGCCACGCCGUCACCAUGGUGGGGGGCUUUGGCAUGGCCGUGGUCUUCCUCUCCCUCUUCCUGCGUGUCUACGCCCGCAGCCGCAUGAAGGCGGGACGCAAGGUACCGCAGCCACAGGUGCAGAAGGUCUAGGAGGAGGAAUUGGAGGGAACUGGAAAAUGAACUAAAGCCACGUUUUCGGUGGCGCUUUUUCUCGUCUGUGUGUCCAGUUUGACUUUUUAAGUGUUCAUUUUAUGGGUUUCUACUUGUAUAGAAAGGUACAGAAAGGGAUUUAAUGCCUUUUAAAGGUGUUUGACUUGACACGAACUGAGCUGUUGUCGGAGGUCAUUCGGCUAAAACAAUCAGCAGUCACAGGCGUUUUAAAUUACACGGCAACUGUCGCUUGUCCAUUUGUGUAUCUGAAACCCAGCUCAAAAGCAUACCACAUUGGCAUGUGAAAUGUAAAUAACUGAUAAUGGCUGAUGCCUUUUGAUUUCUGCCUCCAUGAUAUGCUUCUGGAGCAGCACUCGGAACAUAAAUUUGACAUUUGAGGUGUAGUGUACAUGAGCUGUGUACUGCAAGACUCCAGCUCUUGGUAAUGUAACAUUGCGAAUGGCACCAUAUUAAGUGGUUUAUAAGGCCUCUAUGAAAAGUCACCUUGACAGUGAGAGAACAUGAGAUAUUGUGGUGAGCGGAGCAGGGGGUCUUCUCGGUUUAGAUACUAUAUCAAUUUAGUUUAAAAACUAUGUCAUUAUUGCAUUGUUCUACUUUUUGGACAUGGCAUGAGAGAAAUGUUCUGUGAUCAUUACUAGUCAAUGAUCAGGUCAUUCUGUUUGAAUAUUUUAUUUCUUCUGUAUAAAGAAGAUUCACUUUGGGCAGUGUUCUGACUUGAGAUCUGCCCACUUAACUUACGUUUUCGCAGAAGUCUAUCAUUGACAUGAAUGAAGGAUUUACGAGGACAUUCGAGCUGUGCAAACCCAGAUCUCAAGUCAAAAUACAGAUCAUAGAAAGUUGAUGUUUUUUGUCCCUCGUGGCUUACCAGAGUAUGUCUGAUAAGGAAUGUUACUGAUCGUGUCCCCACAGAGAGAACUAAACCAUUUUCCUCACAGUAUCACAAGAAUAAAUGCGCAGCUUACCAGCAAACCAUCAAAAAUAACUUUGCAGCAGUUAAUGUUCUAUAUUAUAUGGACCUGGAACUGUGUCUGUCACCACCACAGUGCCUACAGAAAGUAUUCAGACCACUUGACUUUUUCCACAUUUUGUUACGUUACAGCCUAUUCUAAACUGUAUUACAUCGUUUUUUCCCCCUCCUCAAUCUACACACAAUUCCACCAUAAUGUCAAGGCAAAAACGGGUUUUUAGAAUUGUUUGCAAAUGUAAUUAAACAAAAUAUAUUUGCGUAAGUUUGCAGACCCUGUUCAUUCAUGCACCUGAGCUCAACUUCGAGUCUCAUAGCAAAGGGUCUGCAUACUUGGGUAAAUAAGGUAUUUCUGUUUUUAAAGUUGUAUAAAUAUGCAAACAUUUCUAAAAACCUGUUUUCGCUUUGUAAUUAUAGGGUGUUGUGUGUAGAUUGACGAGCAAAAAAAACAAUUGAAUCAAUUUUAGAAAAAGGCUAACGUGACUGUGGAAAAAGGCUAACGUGACUGUGGAAAAAGGCUAACGUGACUGUGGAAAAAGGCUAACGUGACUGUGGAAAAAGGCUAACGUGACUGUGAAAAAAGGCUAACGUGACUGUGAAAAAAGGCUAACGUGACUGUGGAAAAAGGCUAAAGGCUUGGGAUCUGAAUACUUUCCGCUGCAGUGUGUGUGUGUUCGGCCAACAGAUGCUUAUUCAAGAUGCCCAUCUUAUUUUUAAAUAGGACACACUAACGUUGGGUCAUGCAAAAGACAAUUUACUGUCAAGUGCCAGCAAGAGUUGCAGCCAGACGGAUUUAUUUGAACAUUCAGCCUGCACAAUUAUUUGCUCUCUGCUUUGUUAGUUUAGGAUUCAACUCAGCAAACCAUAGUGACAUAUUUGAUUAGCAUAAAUGCCAUCAAUCUUUAUGCUGUAUGUUCAAAGUUUUGUGGCAUUAAUUUAGUGGCCUGGCUGACCCAGGAAGUGUGUAUGGAGAGGGAAGGACUUCCAGUUUGCCUAGCCAGGCAAAUGAAUCGGCGCAAUGUAUAUAAACUAAUUAUCAUUAAUUGAUACACUAUAUGUUUGUAUACAGUACCAGUUAAGUUUGGACAAACGUACUCAUUCGAGGGUUUUACUUAAUUUUGUAUUAUUUUCUACAUUGUAGAAUAAUAGUGAAGACUUCUAAACUAUGAAAUAACACACACUACCAUUCAAAACUUUGUGGUCACUUAGAUAUUUACUUGUUUUUGAAAGAAAUGCAAAAAAUGUUUGUCCAUUAAAAUAACAUCAAAUUGAUCAGAAAUACAGUGUAGACAUUGUUAAUGUUGUAAAUUACUAUUGUAGCUGGAAACAUUUUAUUUUCAUGGAAUAUAUACAUAGGCGUCCAGAGGCCUAUUAUCAGCAACCAUCUCUCGUAUGUUCCAAUGGCACGUUGUGUUAGCUAAUCCAAGUUUAUCAUUUUAAAAGGCUAAUUGAUCAUUACAAAACCCUUUUGCAAUUAUGUUAGCACAGCUGGAAACUGUUGUACUGAUUAAAUAAGCAAUACAACUGGCCUUCUUUAGACUAGACUAGUUGAGUAUCUGGAGCAUCAGCAUUUGCGGGUUUGAUUACAGGCUAAAAAUGGCCAGAAACGAAGAACUUUCUUCUGAAACAUGUCAGUCUAUUCUUGUUCUUAGAAUUUAAGGCUGUUCCAUGCUGAAAUUGCCAAGAAACUGAAGAUCGCAGAACAGCGCAAACUGGCACUAACCAGAAUAGAAAGAGGAGUGGGAGACCCCGGUGCACAACUGACCAGGAGGACAAGUACAUUAGCAUCUAGUUUGAGAAACAGAUGCCUCACAAGUCCUCAAUUGGCAGCUUCAUUAACUUCUUGGCGCACCCAUCCUGUUAGCAGGAUCAUUUUCGUCAACAUCCACUGAAUUGCAGAGCGCCAAAUUAAAUUACUCAAAAUAUUUCAUUUUCAUAAUCACAAGUGCAAUAUAGCAAAACAAAGCUUAGCUUGUUGUUAAUCCACCUGGCAUAUCAGAUUUCAAAAAAGCUUUACAGCAAAAGCUAUCCAAGCAUUUAUGUUAGGACAUCUCUCUCAGCAGACAAAACAUUACAAACAGCUAGCAGCAAAGUAGAUUGGUCAGAAAAGCAAUAAAAUGAAUUGCAUACCUUUUGAUGAUCUUCGGAUGUUUGCGCUCACGAGACUUCCAGUUACACAAUAAAUGUUCCUUUUGUUCCAUAAAGAUUAUUUUUAUAUCCAAAAACCUCCAUUUGGUUGGCACGUUUUGUUCAGAAAUCCACAGGCUCGUGCAGAUCAUGACGGGCAGACGAAAAUUCCAAAUAGUAACCAUAAAGUUCGUAGAAACAUGUCAAACGUUUUUUAUAAUCAAUCCUCAGGUUGUUUUUACAAUAAAUAAUCGAUAGUAUUUCAACCGGACCGUAGCUUUUUCAAUAGGAGAGAGAGAGAAAAUGUCUGCUCCAAGCUGUUGCACAUGCAAAACUCUGCUGGCACCCAGCCAUCCACUGACAUGAUGUGAUUGUAUCUCAUUUUUCAGAAUAAAAGGCUGAAACUAUGUCUAAAGACAGUUCACACCAUGUGGAAGCCAUAGGGAAAGGAAUCUGGUUUGAUAUCCCUUUUAAAUGGAGGGAAGGCAUGCAAUGGAACAGGGAGAUUUGUUUCUCUUAGGCACUUCCUGGUUGGACUUUCCUCAGGUUUUCACCUGCAAUAUCAGUUCUGUUAUACUCACAGACAAUAUUUUGACAAUUUUGGAAACUUUAGGAUAGAAAACACUCCAAUCUGACAAUUUAAAUGCAUAUUCACGAUUCUGGGCCUGAGAAAUAGGCAGUUUAAUUUGGGUACGUUUUUCAUCCAAACAUCAAAAUACUGCCCCCUACACUCAACAGGUUAAAUGGUACCCGCAAAAUACCAGUCUCAACGUCAGCAGUGAAGAUGCGACUCCGGGAUGCUGGCCUUCUAGGCAGAGUUGCAAAGAAAAAGCCAUAUCUCAGACUAGCCAAUAAAAAUACAAGUUUAUGAUGGGCAAAAGAACACAGACACUGGACAGAGGAACUCUACCUAGAAGGCCAGCAUCCCGGAGUUGUCUCUUCACUUUUGACGUUGAGACUGGUGUUUUGCAGGUACUAUUUGUAUUUCUGAUCAAUUUGAUGUUCUUUUAAUGGACAAUUUUUAAAAAUUUUCUUUCAAAAACAAGGGAAUUUCUAAGUGAUCCCAAACUUUUGAACGGUAGUGUAUGGAAUCAUGUAGUAACCAAGAACGUGUUAAACAAAUCAAAAUAGAUUUUAAAUUCUUCAUGUGGAAUGCUUUUCCAACGGUCAUGAAGGAGUUCCAACAUAUGCUGAGCACUUGUUGGCUGCUUUUCCUUCACUCUGCAGUCCAACACAUCCCAAACCAUCUCAAUUGGGGUUGAGGUCGGGGGAUUGUGGAGGCCAUGUCAUCUGAUACAGCACUCCAUCCCUUUCCUUCUUGGUCAACUAGCCCUUACACAGCCUGGAGGUGUGUUUUGGGUCAUUGUCCUGUCGGAAAAACAAAUGAUAGUCCCACUAAGCGCAAACCAGAUGGGAUGGCGUAUUGCUGCAGAAUGCUGUGGUAACUAUGCUGGUUAAGAGUGCCUUGAAUUCUAAACAAAUAACUAACAGUGUCACCUUCAAUGCACCAUCACAUUACCUCCUCCGUUCUUCAUGGUGGGAACCCCUCAUGUGGAGAUCGUCCGUUAACCUCCUCUUCCAUGCUUCAUGGUGGGAACCCCUCAUGUGGAGAUCGUCCGUUCACCUCCUCUUCCAUGCUUGAUGGUGGGAACCCCUCAUGUGGAGAUCGUCCGUUCACCUCCUCUUCCAUGCUUCAUGGUGGGAACCCCUCAUGUGGAGAUCGUCCGUUCACCUCCUCUUCUAUGCUUCAUGGUGGGAACCCCUCAUGUGGAGAUCGUCCGUUCACCUCCUCUUCCAUGCUUCAUGGUGGGAACCCCUCAUGUGGAGAUCGUCCGUUCACCUCCUCUUCCAUGCUUCAUGGUGGGAACCCCUCAUGUGGAGAUCGUCCGUUCACCUACUCUGCGUCUCACAAAGACACGGCGGUUGAAACCAAAUAUCUCAAAUCAGACCAAAGGACAGAUUUCCACCGGUCUUAUGUCCAUUGCUCGUGUUUCUUGGCCCAAGCAAGUCUCUUCUUAUUGGUGUCCUUUUUAGUAGUGGUUUCUUUGCAGCAAUUCAACCAUGAAGGCCUGAUUUCAUGCAGUCUCCUCUGAACAGUUGUUGACAUGUCUGUUUGUUGAACCCUGUGAAGCAUUUAUUUGGGCUGCAAUCUGAGGUGCAGUUAACUCUAAUGAAUUUAUGUGCUCAGCAGAGGAAACUGGGUCUUCCUUUCCUGUGGCGGUCCUCAUGAAAGCCAGUUUCGUCAUAGCGCUUGAUGGUUUUUGCAACUGCACUUGAAGAAACUUUCAAAGUUCUUGAACUUUUUCCGGAUUGACUGAUCUUCAUGUCUUAAAGUAAUGAUGGACUGUCAUUUCUCUUUGCUUAUUUGAGCUGUUUCUGCCAUAAUAUGGACUUGGUCUUUUGCCAAAUAGGGCUAUCUUCUGUAUACCACCCCUACCAUGUCACAACUCAUUGUCUCAAGCGCAUUAAGAAGGAAAACAUUUUUAAAAAUGUACUUUUAACAAGGCACACCUGUUAAUUGAAAUGCAGCUGCGUUUGGCUACUUAAACAAAUCAAAAUAUGUUUGAGAUUUUUCAAAAACCUUUUUGGUUACUACAUGAUUCCAUAUGUAUUAUUUCAUAGUUUUGAUGUCUUCACUAUUAUUCUACAAUGUAGAAAAUGGAAACAAAUAAAGAAAAACCCUUUAUUGAGUAGGUGUGUCCAAACUUUUUCCUGGUACACUGCGUGUACCUAACAUUAAGAACACCUUCCUAAUAUUGAGUUGCACCCCCCACUUUUGCCCUCAAAAGAUGUAUCAAGUAUCAUCGAGAUCAUAAGAGAUCAUAGCUUUCACCUGGUCGAUCCAUCAUGGAAAGAGCAGGUGUUUGUAAUGUUUUGUACACUCGGUGUAUAACUUGGAACCGGACUUGGACCUGUUAUACUGGUAUUAUCAACAUUUUAAAAUUUAUAUUCAAACAAGCCAUUGUCAGUAAUCACCCAUAGGGCGUAGCAUGUACAGGCACUGUCAAUGAAGGGUGUUUAUUUGUCAAAUUGCAAUCACUUCAUGAAGUUGAAAUAUAAAACAUUCAAAUAUACAGCACUAUCAUUAACUAUGGUCCAGAAGCCAAUCUGCUCUUGCUGCAACACUUGGGAUGAAUAUGACUCAAAACAAUAUCAAUGCCCCAUGUAUAGGCUGUACAAAUGUUAUAUUUUUAUGUUCUGUUUGCUUGACACCUUUGUUGAGAUGUCAGUUGGUUUAUGGUGGUGUUUGAAUAGACUGUUUGCCCCACCUCUAUCCGGCCUAGACAAAGACUAUAGUUAGAACAACUAAUGUACUAGUAGCAAAGCAAAUGUCAUAGAAUGGGUCAUGGGAUGUGGCAUAUUCAAGAUAAUUCAAUGGUUUUUACAGAGCCUUGAAUGUUGUCUAGGGAAGAAUGCAAUGUAAACAUUUGUCUUUGGACACAUGGUGCGUAGUCGAAUACAGUACAUGUGGAGUCAUACAUUUAAAAAGAAAAAUCUGUCUGUAAUGAUGUGCUUGUUUUGGGGAGAGCUGCGCUGUUGAUAUCUGCUUUUUGAUGUGUGAAUGUUUUAAUGUGGCCUGAAUGGAUGGUGAUGGUGGUUGAUGUUCUCUCUCAGGAAUGUGAAGGAUGGAUUGGACAGUCUUGGGCUUUGGCGUAGAACUAAAUGUAACCGGUACUUUCUGUUUUUAUCCUUUGUAGUAUUUCAACUAGUAGGCUGGAUUGAUCAUUAAAAUAUUUUAAAUGAAUUUAAA